Molecule: messenger RNA, 1176 nt
Organism: Lachancea lanzarotensis
Lineage: Eukaryota; Fungi; Ascomycota; Saccharomycetes; Saccharomycetales; Saccharomycetaceae
Gene: GLY1
Product: LALA0S10e01464g1_1
Exons: 1
Coding region: 1-1176 (391 amino acids)
Biological process (GO): L-threonine catabolic process; glycine biosynthetic process
Cellular component (GO): cytosol
Molecular function (GO): L-allo-threonine aldolase activity
Source: RefSeq, a predicted model, not a curated record
AUGACCGUUUCAGCAGCAAUGAGUGAACUGCCAGAACCUUACGUCUCUGCCGCAAACGAUUUCCGUUCAGACACCUUCACCACUCCUACACCGGAAAUGAUGCAAGCCGGAUUACAGGCGUCGAUUGGUGAUGCCGUGUACAACGAGGACGUGGACACGAUUGCAUUGGAACGCCGCGUGGCCCAGCUGGCCGGCAAAGAAGCCGGUUUGUUCUGUGUGUCUGGAACGCUUUCCAACCAGAUUGCAUUGCGGUGCCAUCUCUUCCAGCCACCUUACUCGAUCCUCUGCGACUACAGGGCCCACGUCUACACGCACGAGGCUGCAGGACUUGCCAUCUUGUCCCAGGCGAUGGUGGUACCGGUGAUUCCCUCCAACGGUAACUACAUGACGCUUGAAGACAUAAAGCGUCACUACAUCCCAGAAGACGGUGACAUCCACGGUGCUCCUACCAAAGUGCUGUCGCUCGAGAACACUUUGCACGGAAUCGUGUAUCCGCUCGAAGAGCUCGUUCGUAUCAAGGUAUGGGCCAUGGAAAACGACAUCAAGCUACACUGCGACGGUGCCCGUAUCUGGAACGCGGUUGCCGAGACCAACGUGCCCUUGAAACAGUUUGGAGAGAUUUUCGAUUCCAUUUCCAUCUGUUUGUCCAAGUCGCUCGGAGCGCCCAUGGGUUCCGUUUUGGUGGGAAAUUUCAAAUUCAUCAAAAAGUGCAAUCAUUUCAGAAAACAGCAAGGUGGUGGUAUCAGACAAUCUGGUAUGAUGUGUCGGAUGGCCUCGGUCGCCGUGGAGGGCAACUGGAAAGAAAAAUUACAGCGUUCGCACCGCAUGGCGCACGAAUUGGCCGCUUUUUGUCAUGCCAACAACAUUCCUUUGGAGUCUCCAGCAGACACUAACUUUGUUUUCUUGAACUUGCAAAAGGCGAAAAUGAACCCUGACAUUCUAGUUAAAAAGGGUCUGAAGUACCAUGUCAAGCUCAUGGGCGGUAGAGUCUCAAUGCACUACCAGAUUUCGGACGACUCUUUGGAGAGAGUCAAAUUGGCGGUUCUGGAGGCGUUCCAACACGCCCAGAAACACCCAUUUGACUCGGAGGGUCCUACCAAGAUCUACCGCAGCGAAUCCACCGAAGUUGACAUCGAUGGCAACGCUAUCGGCGAGAUUCAGACUUACAAGUACUAA